Messenger RNA from Magallana angulata, 3343 nucleotides. Its product is annotated as ribosomal protein S6 kinase-related protein-like. Gene Ontology annotation, molecular function: protein serine/threonine kinase activity; ATP binding. Lineage: Eukaryota; Metazoa; Mollusca; Bivalvia; Ostreida; Ostreidae. The transcript has 14 exons. The coding region runs from base 100 to 1305 and encodes 401 amino acids. The record is from RefSeq and is a predicted model, not a curated record. Gene Ontology annotation, biological process: protein phosphorylation.
UUACCGUCUCACUUUGUUUUGAUGUGUUCAACCGGAUAAAAUUUUAAUACAAUGUUUUAUUGAUAUCUGUGAUAUUUACCAUAAUGUACCUUCUGUAUUAUGGGAAACAACAACCAGAAACUGCCAUUAAGGAAAGCUCAAUCAGUUCCCGAAUCACAGUUUUUACAAGUCACCAACCCUGAUCUAGUCCGAAAUAAAAGCAGGGGGUCAGGAAGGUUAACAAGAGGCAAGUCCCAAGAUGAGAUUGACAAGGUGACCAGUACCCCAGAAAAGCCAGAGUUAAAUGUUCCUCUUGUUGAGGCACUCUUUCUGCCAGACUUUCCAAUUAAAGGAGAUGCCCAAGGAAAUGAAUUUGAGAUUUGUGACAUUAUUGCAAAAGGGGCCUAUGGAAAUGUUUUACGUGUCAGGCGAGAAGAUGAAAAAGAAUACUAUGCCAUGAAGGUGAUGAGCAAGACCCAGAUCAUUGUAGAAGGGGCCAUUCAACAGUGCAAAGAUGAGGCAGCUAUUCAGGCUAUGCUUGGGGACCAUCCAUUUAUCGUGAAACUGCAUGAAUACUGGCAGUCCAAAAAGUAUUUGUACAUAGUGCUGGAGUAUGUCCCCUAUGGGGACCUGUUCACACUCUGGUCAUUCCAUGGUUAUCUGCCUGAGAUGUUAUCCCGAGUGUACGUCGCUGAGAUGGCAAUGGUGUUAGAUUAUCUUCACAAGUCAGGGGUUAUUUACAGAGAUAUCAAGAUGGAAAACAUACUGUUAGAUGUUGAAGGUCAUAUACAGCUGACUGAUUUUGGUUUGGCUAAAUGGUUAAAUCGCGGGGAGAGGACGAGAACUAUUUGUGGAACCCUGCAAUAUAUGGCCCCCGAGGUGUUGGCCACCACCCCGUAUGGCCAUACCGCUGACUGGUGGUCACUGGGAAUACUCAUGUAUGUCAUCCUUGCCGGCAGGUACCCUGCAGAGGGGGCCCAGGACCAUGAUGAGAUGCUCAAACUGGUGUGGGACAGUGACUACCUGCUCCCCAACCACAUCAGUGAUAAAGCUCAGGAGGUCAUCAACAAGCUUUUGAUGAAGAAUCCCGAUAAAAGGCUCACAGAUCUGUUAGCACUUCAAAACACGGCUUUCUACUCAAAUUUUAAUUUUACUGCUGUUUUAGAAAAAAAGGUCUCACCAAAGGACAUAGUGCCUCCCGACUUUUUCCCAAUGACAGGUGUCAGUUAUAGCUAUGCCCCUCAGCCUCCUCCAAGUGAGGAUGAAUUUGCACAGUUUGACUUUGUCUGGAACCUCCCUCCCGAGACGGAAGCUGUGUUUGUCUAGGAAAUCCAUAUAUACAUGUAGCAAUAACCAGAGCAGUCUACCAAUCAAAGGAAAAUCUAACGUUAAUGAGAGACAGAUGUCACAUAGCUGAUUGGUGAAAGACUGUCGUCACAGAGCUCAUGGGUGGCUGUGUGGUGAUUUGUAGUAGUAUUUAUGUGCAAUUGAUUUUAUUUAAACUCAUGCAUUCACUUUUAAUCAUCUAUGAGAAAUAGUAUACAUAAAAGUGGUUUGAAUAAGUGGUUGUAAUGCUUAAAGAGUUAUAAUUUCAUUUUAUCAAUUUUAUUUGUGCUUAUCAUGACAAGACCAGUUUUACCGUAUUCAGGAAUCUCAUGACUGAUUGUAUUCAGAACAUGGUAUCAUAGAUGAAGACUUUGUUGUUUUAGCAUGGUAUCAUAGAUGAAGACUUUGUUGUUUUAAAUGCCUACCAAUCUAGUGUAUUUGCUUAAACAGUUAUUAUGCUGAAUUGAUGUACCCAAGGAAAAAGAAAAUAAUUUGACUCAUUUAAAAUUCAAAAUGUUUAUUUAAAAAAUGUGAUGAUGGUAUUUAUAAUUGAUGAAUUGCUUAAUACUGACUAUGAAGUACAAGUUGAUUGACUUUGAACGCAUCAAAUACAUGUACCUAUCACCCUCCGUUGAGUUUAAACCAGAAGUUUAUAAUUUGUAUAUUGUUUAACUGUUAAAAGGGAAGACCCCCAACAACCUACAGCAUUCAAUGUUUAUCUGUUUUGCGUUGACUUGUCUUCCUAUGUGAGUAAAGUUUUAGCCAUUCUAUGAGAGACUGUUGAGUCUGUAUAUUGACUGUGUAUAUUAAACUGAUGAAAGUAAUUUAUUUUAACACAGUAUGAAAGGUAAAUAUUAACUUUGUUUUAAUUGCUUUUUAAGAUAAAAAAAAAUCUCUAAGUUGAAAAAAAAUGCAGAUUUUGAUACAAUCUAUUUUAAUAAAAGUAUUCCUUUCGAAAUACGAUAUUAAGAUACAAAAAUUAUACUAGCUGAGAAAUUCCAGUUUUCUGUUCAUUUCAGUGAUUUAAUUUAUAUUUAGUUAAUCAAUUAUUUUGGGGAGAAUUGAUUCUUUUGAUUGUUACAUUCAAUGUAGUUAAUACAUGUUUUUCAUGCAUGAAGAAAAAUGUUUAAAAAUGUCAGACUUGAGGCUGAUGAAUGUGAUAAAGGAAGCUUUAAAAUCUUGUUCUAUGAGAAAAUGCAUUGGUUGUGUCAGUUUUUCUAUUUACAACGAAUGUUAUUUCUGUAAUCAGUCAACUGUUCAAGUUUGUGAUGAAGCUGCUGUUUAUGAAUGUAUGGUACAAACAAUGAUAGGUCCAAUUCAUACAUCACACUUCUGAUGCCAUUGGUUGGUUGUUUUAUUUGUUUUUAUUUUUUUGAUUUCAUGUACCGGUAUCUUUCCAAUAUAAUGACUUUACUAAUAUGAUUGACUUGACUAUAAUGCAUUUUUUACCAGGAUAUAUAAUAAUAUAAUAUCCCAUUGAUUGUUAUUUUGACCUGGACAUAUUAUGCACCAUAAUUUGGUGUAAUUCUGACCUUGACAUAAAAUGUUAUUUUGACUUUGACAUAUCACAUGGCUCAUUAUUUAGAGUAAUUUUAUCAUGAAACAUUGUUUUUUUUUUGAGUUGGACAUAUCACAGAUAUUUAGCUGGUUUAAAUAACAUAACAUGACUGCUUAGUGUAUGUUAUUAGAACUGGAACCAUAAAAUGUAUUCAUCUGAAUUUCAUCAGAAGGAUUUAGACAGACCAUUAUUCAGGGAGAAUAGAUAUUGUAUUAGUUAGAUUUUAUGACCUUAUGCUUAAAGGAUGGAGUCCAAUCACACAGGAAACAAGUACUACAUGUUAUAAUUGCAUUUAUAUAAAGCACUGGUACUAAAGAAUUGUAAAUAAAUCUUUGUUAUUUAUGGACUAUUGUUCUGUCCAGUAAACUUCUCACCAAUGCCAACAAUACACAGCUGAUUAUUUAUAAACUUUCCAAUUCCUUUUCAGUUUAUGUUUAAACUGCACAAACCAAUAUUAUUCAAUAAAAUAAAACAAACUUA